This is a messenger RNA of Salvelinus namaycush (lake trout), 2829 nucleotides long. Its product is annotated as centriolar coiled-coil protein of 110 kDa-like. The transcript has 14 exons. Gene Ontology annotation, biological process: regulation of cytokinesis; centrosome duplication; centriole replication. Gene Ontology annotation, cellular component: centriole. Bases 1 to 2829 code for a protein of 942 amino acids. The record is from RefSeq and is a predicted model, not a curated record. NCBI's taxonomy places the organism in Eukaryota, Metazoa, Chordata, Actinopteri, Salmoniformes, Salmonidae.
AUGGACAUGGAGAGUUACGAGGACUUCUGCCUGCGGAGCCUGGCCAGACUGCAGACUGAGAGCCAGGGAAAGAGCCAAGGCCAACAGACAGGCAGUGAGCCAACUGGUCCUGUGGAAGCUCUCUCCUUCAUCCACUUCCAUGGAAGGCCUGUGCUCUCACCCGUGCUGAGUGUGGAGCAGCGCAGCGAGAUGUCCCAGUACAGACAGAGGGCUGCCCAGCUUGAGGUGGACAGACAGGCACUACGCAGCAGCAGCCUGCUGACCAGGGUUCAGGACAUCCUGGACAAUGCUCAGGUGGACAGAGUACCAGAGAUGGAGGGUAAAAUGGAUCUACCAACUGCGCCAUAUUGCCUUUCCCCAAAACCUGAGACAGUGAAUGGCUACACCCUGGUCACAGACUCGCCUGGGCUACCCAGGGGCGCUGGUGUGGUUGGGCUACACAUUACGGAUCGGCCCACCACCCCUCAACCUGAGUCCCCCAUAGUCCUGAAUGGUUUCCAGAGCCUUCUGAGGAGGUCGAGGGAGUAUGUGGAGAGAGAGCAGGCCCAGAGGGGGUCAAAAGUCAUCGGCCGGGUCACUUCAACCACCCCACCUGCGGAGAGCCUCUCUGACAAGGAGAACGAGAGCCGCAGUCCUCUGGGAGAGAUGAAACCUGAACAGGGGUACAGCCUGCGCCACAGUCCCCUAAACCCACCUCAGACCCAGGCCCACAUCCAGCACCAGAGUCAGUAUCCUGCCCCAGCUCAAGCCCAGUACCAGGCUGUGUGUGACCCAUAUGACUCUCGGUUUAGCUGCCUCUCGUCUGGCCUCCCCGACCCUUACGCCCUCCUGCCCAGCCCUGAACCCAGCAUGAGUCCCCGCCCCCACCGCCGCCGACCACGUCCAGUGUCCACUGGUAACAUCAUGAUCUCCUUCCCCAUUGGUUCGGCCGACCUCAUCCCCAGAGGGCUAGUGGGGAGGCACCAGGAGAGCGCUGUUGUCAUGGCGACAGGGGUGAUGAGGUCACCGGAACGGGGGUCAGGCGUCAGUGACAGUAGCAGUAGUCGUCGUGGCAGCCAGUGUGGCACCAGCCCGGUCCAGGAGAAGAGCUGCAGCCCAGUCAGUACCUCCGGAACUGGUUCACAUGGGCAUCAUGAUGUCAUCAGCUCCGGGUUUCGCCGGCGCUGCCACACCCUAGACAGCCAGCUCCACUCCUCCCAUUCUGCCUCAGGACCUGGCAUGGACCGCAGCCAGGAGAGGCUCCCGCGCUUCAUGGGGGGAGUGCCUCGUUUGGCCCUGAGCCGUAGGAGCCCCGCGGUGCCCCUGAAUCAGUCCUAUGAGGUGGAGAACCCCUCGGCCACGCUGCUAAGGCCCCACGUGAGACCCUUGACCCCUGACCUCUCUCCUUGCCAGAUGAGUCUGGAGCCUGAGGGGCCUCAGGGGCCCCAUGAUGGACGGAUCACACCCAGCUCUUCCCUAGAGGAGCAGGACAGUAAGACAGAGGAGACCCAGCGACGUGUGAGUGCUCUGGAGGAGAUGCAGAGGCGUCUGGAGGAGGAGCAUGCCCUGCAGAUGUCUCUUCUCAUGGCUGAACAGGAGAGAGAACAACAGCGCCUCUGUCAGGAGCUGGAUGAGAAGGGGAAGAGGCUGAGAGAGCAGGGGUGUGGCCGGCUCCUGAGUGGGGACGGUGGUGGCCUCAGCCCUUCCUGCCCUGGCCUUAGCCCCACCCUGAGUGCUACUGAUAGGUCACCUAGACACAGUGUACACAGCAUGGGUUUCUCCUCUCCACUGAGCUCCAGUGCUCCCUCUCCCUCCAUGCAGCCUCCUGUCUACCUGUGGGGGCCCACCUGGGGGGCCAGCAAGCCCCGGGGAAGGCUCAGUCAGGUUGUGACAGUUGAACAGCAGAGGGCGCUGUGUCGUCUGGGAGCCAUCAGUUGUGGCUUCCUCACCCGCAGACUGCUCCAGACAGAGAAGGUGAAACAGCUGCGCCAGACCGUUCAGGACACACAAGAGUUCAUCCGCUCGUUCCAGACUGAAGCUCCACAGAAGAGAGGUUCCAUAUCAGCACAGGACCUGUCUCUGCAGGAGAGAGUCAGGGCACAGUUGCGUGCGGCUCGAUAUGACGUCCAUGACAUCUUCUUUGAGAUGCCCCUGGAGGAGAGGCUGGCUCUGCUGCAGCUGGACAGAGAGGUCCGCACAGAGAAGAAGCUGCGAGAAAUGGAGAAAGCCAGGAUUCCUAAUGACAGAGUGCUGUCUGCUGCCACACAGAGGUCACUGGACAGGAAGAAGAGGGUGGGUGAGUCUCCAGGACAAGCCAGGAAAGUACAGAAGAAGCCAAAGAGCCCUCCCACUAACAGGAUCCUGAAGCCAAGUCAGGGUCAGAACGCCUCAGUCCCAGGGGCUGAUGUGUCCCACCUAGGGGCUGAUGUAUCCCACCUAGGGGCUGAUGUGUCCCACCUAGGGGCUGAUGUGUCCCACCUAGGGGCUGAUGUGUCCCACCUAGGGGCUGAUGUGUCCCACCUAGGGGCUGAUGUAUCCUACCUAGGGGCUGAUGUGUCCCACCUAGGGGCUGAUGUGUCCCACCUAGGGGCUGAUGUGUCCCACCUAGGGGCUGAUGUGUCCCACCUAGGGGCUGAUGUGUCCCACCUAGGGGCUGAUGUGUCCCACCUAGGGGCUGAUGUAUCCCACCUAGGGGCUGAUGUGUCCCACCUAGGGGCUGAUGUAUCCCACCUAGGGGCUGAUGUGUCCCACCUAGGGGCUGAUGUGUCCCACCUAGGGGCUGAUGUAUCCUACCUAGGGGCUGAUGUGUCCCACCUAGGGCAAUCCUGGGUGGGAUACAGCAUACACUAA